CGUUCCCGCCGCGCUCCGCUUGGGACAACUCACAAGAUCCCGGCCGGCAGCUCGCGCUCCCCGCCCCUUCGCGGAGGGAAAGGCUCCGGCUGCGCCGAGCCCCCGGUCUGCGCGGGGAGGAGGCGCACAGGGCCCGCUCUCCCCAGAGUCCCGGAGCGCGCGGGCGACACUUCCAUGCCCGGCCGGAGCGGCAGGGCGCUGCCUGGCGGCCAGCCGGCGACCACCCAGGCGCCGAGGCACCAGAGCCACAGGCGCGAGGUCCUCUCCGCGGGGCGGAGCGGCUUCGGCCGCCACCCGGACUGCGCGCCGUGCGCUGCCCCGGCUCCGCAGGUCCGAGGCCCGCGCACAAGUUGGGCUCGCCGGGCAGAAGUUGGUGUGCGGAGCUCGCGGGGCCGGCGAGGUGCGUCUCCCUGAGGAGGGCGCGGCAGCAGCUCGGUGGCACCAGGCAGCACAGGCUACGGGGAGCGAGGGAGGAGCGGCUGGGCGAGCCCCCGAGGCGCAGCGGCCGCCGAGCUGCGCGCCCCUGCUCCGUCGGGAGCUACUGGAACCUGAGCGCGCACCGCGGCCCCGCGGCCCCCGCAGCCCCGGUGCCAUGGAAACGCGCUCGCCGCCCUCCCGCCUCGGCCCCUCCGGAGCGCUUAAAGAGACAGCCGCGCCGCCACCGCGAGCUCCACGAACCUCCGAGCGUCCCCACCCCUCGCACUCCCCUCACCCCUCCUCUCCGCCGGGUGCCGCAAGGAGGAGGCGCGCGGAGGACCAGAUACUGGGGGCUGGACGGGCAGCAGAGACGCAAAAUACGGGGUUUCGCUCAAUACUCCCGCUUAACUCUGCUCCCCACCUUUUCCUUCCCACCCACCAGUCGCACACACCCAAACCCCGCCGCAGAGGUGAAGUGGCUCCGUCUUUCCUCCUCGUACACCAACCUGCUCAGACCCCAACCAGCUGUGCAUCGGCCACAAGCAGAGACCAGAUGA
Manis javanica (Malayan pangolin) is the source of this 974-nucleotide messenger RNA. The record is from RefSeq and is a predicted model, not a curated record. Lineage: Eukaryota; Metazoa; Chordata; Mammalia; Pholidota; Manidae.